This is a messenger RNA of Toxorhynchites rutilus septentrionalis, 1988 nucleotides long. RefSeq lists its product as uncharacterized. The record is from RefSeq and is a predicted model, not a curated record. Gene Ontology annotation, molecular function: protein binding. The transcript has 2 exons. Lineage: Eukaryota; Metazoa; Arthropoda; Insecta; Diptera; Culicidae. The coding region runs from base 66 to 1736 and encodes 556 amino acids.
UUUACCAACAUCAGUGUCUCGGUCGUCUUCAUUUAUUGUGGAAUCGUUGUCCAAACAUUGCAGUUAUGUCUUGGGACCGUUUACCGUCGGAAAUUUGUUUUCAUAUUUUCAAAUUUCUCGAUUUCUGGGACCGGAAGCCACUAUCGCUGGUGUGUCGCCGUUGGAACGAAGUGGUGUUCUCGAGAUCGAUAUGCAAAAGUUUGUGCUUGGAGCUGAGUCGUGGCGAGUGGAGUCAUGCGUUGGAGAACGAGGAAGUAAAGGUGAUAGACGCUAGCGUGGUGAAAGCCAGCCAGAGAAACUAUCAGAUGGUAUAUAUAAAGUGGUGCAAUAAUUCCAGUGCCGAAAUGCUGAACACCAUCGACAAACUGCUGCUGGAAUUGGACCAAAAGUGUCAGCUAGAGGAUAUGAUAAUCGACGCACCGAUUGGCCAACAGCUGGCAGACUUCUUUAAUACGCACGCAAGCUUGUUCAUGCGUAUUCGCAAGCUACAUGUAUCGGUAGAAUCUAACGAGAUUAGGCUACAAAUCACUAGAUGCGACUUAAGAAUGGGACGCUUGGAGACGUUGUUCUGGAGAGAAAUUAUUACCAAAGAUCAGCCACACUUGGAGAGGCCUAUUUUUUCACUGCAGGCACCAAAUCUGCAAUCAGUGGCAGUUAAGCUGGCGGACUCUGAUUCGGAUAAUGGAAAUGUAUGGCACAGCAGUUUGCUGGAGAUAGAUCAAUGCUACAGACUAAGAAAAUUGAGAGUUCAUUUACACUGGAUAAUGUGGGAAUCAUUUUUCGAGCAGAAUCUUCACACUAUGGAAAAUUUGACUAUUUUUCAUAAAUUUGAUAAUCUGCCAGUUCGUAGCUGGGACGACAUUUUCUCUAGAAUGCCUAAUUUAAAAAUGAUACGAAUUUCGUUGGCCAAUGAUGCUAUUAUGACUGCCAUUAACCGUCACUGCAGUAAAUUGGAAACUCUAUUAUUAGACCAGGUCGAGCUGACCAGCAGUUUCUGGUCCACCGAUAGGGCCUUCCCCAAUCUAGUGCAUCUUCGUAUUGACGCAGGACAAAUCAGAUCGGACAAAGCUCUCCUCCUUCCCGUGUUACACCACCUGGAGUGGUUUAAUGUUCAAAAUCAGGACAAUCAUUGUUUGAAAAUAUUUGCACCCGUACUGAGUAUGCUUCGUCAGGCAAGAUAUGUUCCGUCGGACUUCAUGCUGUUGACCACUCCUCCAUUAUGCAAACUCCAGCUGGAUCUGUAUGCAUCGAACAUUCCGGAUCACUUCUUCAGGCCAUACCCCACGAUGCAAGAGCUGAGCUUUCGGGUCAGUUCUUGCCGUCCCGACUUGGAUCGUGUAUUGGGGAACUUCAAACACAUCACCAAAUUCAUCCUGAUCGCGUACAAUGCACAGCUUCAGUGCGAUGCGAUGCUGAACGAAAUGUUCAAACACUGUGAAUCGAUUACCUCGCUAACGCUGUGCGGAUUCAACCCUAACCUUCAGCUGUCGUUUCCGGUGUUUGCGCAGAUCUUUCGCAAUCGAAAUCUCAGGUUUCUCAAACUGUACGGACUUAACAUUGCGGGAAAAUCCUCCCCCCUUCAGCCACCACCACUGCUGGCAAAGUUCGAGAUGCGCUACAUAAAGGUCAUGGAUGUGGCGCUCGGGGCGUACGUGUUCUCCCCGGAUGGACCUUUCCGGGUGGUUUGCAAGAGAACCGAUGAGUUUUGCUGCUACUUCACGAAGGACUUCGCCUAACGGCUGCUAUAGCAUUGAUGAUGUGCGAGGACUCGUUCGCUGGUUACUAUUUUAUUUUAAGACUUCUAUAUUUACACAAGAGAGAGAGAGAAGAAAAACUUCAGCAAUCAUUUACCUCUGAUACAAAAUGCGAUCUCCAGUGGGAAGGUAGUGUAUAUUCGACCCAUACUUGAAUUAUUACAAACCAUACAGUUGGUUUUGGUGUAUGAGAACAAUCGUUUUGCGCAAAUAAAAUUAAAAUGUAUUCAUUAA